This is a messenger RNA of Nymphaea colorata (pocket water lily), 3569 nucleotides long. RefSeq lists its product as uncharacterized. Lineage: Eukaryota; Viridiplantae; Streptophyta; Magnoliopsida; Nymphaeales; Nymphaeaceae. The transcript has 10 exons. The record is from RefSeq and is a predicted model, not a curated record. The coding region runs from base 132 to 1010 and encodes 292 amino acids.
CUGUUGAGGGCCUAAUUUCCCAUGGAUGCUCAAGUUUGGCUCCGAGGGCAACCACACUUUCUCCGUCGGCCGGGCGCCAACACCAUCCUCUUCUUCCUUCCUAGGGCUGCAGCGCUAUUCCUCUCAGGUGCAUGGACGUCAAGAACCAUCAUCACCUGCAUUUCCGCAAUCAGUUUCACAUGCAGAGAUUAACUUCUGGCAGAAUGAUUCUGUUUGCCACCGCUUCUCACGAAGGAUCUCUGGUUGCAUGCCCCUCAUUUGCUUUAGAGUUUGGAAUUCGGCCACUUCUUCUGCCUCCAAUGGUUUGCUACUGCAUUCCAGUUAUGUCAAUAGCUUGCAUGCGUCUUCCUGGUUGGCUGUUGGAAAAAUUGAAGAAUGAGCUUGAGAAGCAGUUGGAAGAGUCACAAGAAGCAUGGAAGAGCACGAUAGAAUCUUACAAAGAGCAGGCUGCGAAAAUGAAAGACUUGUCAGAGGAAGCGUAUGAAUUGUAUCCUAAGAAAGCCAUGGUGCUUUUUGAAGAUGUCUCUGAGCAGGCCAAAGUACAAGCAAAGAAAGCUAGGAAAUAUAUAUCUUUGAUUGCAGAACAAGUCACCAUAGAGGAAGGGAGUAUCUUUCUUCUGCAACGGAGAACCCUCCAAAGCCAGUGUGCACGGCUGUUCAUCGGUGGAUUUCUCUCCUUCAUGCUAAUUGUAAGCAUUCCAGCAAUUAGGUUUGGCAUGAUUCUAGGAGGAUAUUCUAAGAAAGCCAUGGUGCUUUUUGAAGAUGUCUCUGAGCAGGUCAAAGUACAAGCAACGAAAGCUAAGAAAUAUAUAUCUUUGGUUGCAGAACAAGUCACCAUGGAGGGAAGGGAGUAUCUUUCUUCUGCAGCGGAGAACCCUCCAAAGCCAGUAAAGGAAAGUGGAAACUUUUACUGUGCAGUGCUGUUCAUCGGUGGAUUUCUUUCCUUCAUGCUAAUUGUAAGCAUUCCAGCAAUUAGGUUUGACAUGAUUCUAGGAGGUGCACUGUUGUAAAGGAGCAUAUUAAGCUUAAGAGGAUGGAAAGCAUGAAAAUCUUCUGCCUUAUUUUUACAGCGUCAAGCAGCGACAGAGUGGAGUUUAAUGUUUUGAGGGGGCAAGAUGUCAAGCCAAUUGGGAGAUGCUGGUGGAGGUUGUAAACAAAUGAACCUAAUUUGAGCAGUUUGAAUCCACACUUGUAGCUUGGACGAGUUGAUCAAGUUACACGGACUUCGCCAGGUUUUGGUUGUGACCAGUUCAAUCCAAAACUAUAAGUGGGUGGUUGCCUACUUGGACUGUGUUGCCAGGCCACUAGUUGGGAUUCAGGUUAGCGCAUUGCUUUGCCUCAUCACAUUUAACAACAUUGAGUCACAAGUUGGAACAAUGUGCAUCAUCUUAUUGACAGUUGCUGCAAAAGGGUACUUAAGCUUUCAUUUGAUUUUCUGAUGAAUUUGCUGGAUCUUUUUAUGCAUGAUAACUGGUUGAGGUAUGACUACAGGUCCAUGACACUCCUAUUUUGUAAAUUUUCAAUUUGCUAUUGAAGAAUUCUCUUGCAAAUUAGAUAACAGUGCUACCAACAUCUGUUGGAGCUGAAAGGAACUAAAGCAAGCAUUUUCCCAACCUUUUAUUUGUUUUUCUAUGCUAAUGAUUUGGUUUUCAGACUGUUCCUUCAAUCUUUGCCUCUACCAUAAGGAUGUUUUACAGCGACGAUUUAAGGCUAGUGGAAUGGAGCUUGUCCUAGGCACCUAAGAAUGCCCAGUAACUGGCGGUGAAUUGAAUCACUUGAUACUUGGGGAAACUGGUUAUAUCCACCACCACAGUUACGUGUUAUCGGGUUGUUGACCACCAAAGGUGAUUGAGUUGGAGUUGAGGGCCACUGAGUCGGCCAAAUGCUUGAAAGACGUAGAUGUCCCGCAAAACGAAAAGAUCGACCAUGUCUUCCACCAUUUCUAUAUGGAGGGCUGGAGGCACCCAUGCUUCCAAUAAUCUUGGUGUGAUGCUAUGAAGCGUGUUGAGAAAUACAGAAACUUGGACAAUUUCUCGAAAUUAUUUUAUUGAAGAGGUCAUGGCGAUGAUGUGGACACAUUGUUGUUGCAGCUUGUGGUAGUCAGCAUAGAAGAGAAGGAAAUGUGUGCAGGAUAGAUGUCAACAAGAAUAGUGAGGAGGAGGUGGCAGUGGAAAUUGUAUAUGAGAACCGAGUGGUGGAAGAGGAAGAACCAAAAGAUGAGAAUAAAGGAGAGCAAGUAGGGGACAAGGAAAUAGAGGGAAAAAAGUAGCGAAAGACGAAAAAAGAGAAAGAAGUGGUUGAUAGAGCCGAGGGAGGAAGAGUAGGCACAGUGAGGGAAGAAGAUAAAGGUGGUGAGAGGAAUGUAGAUAAAAUGAUAGUGAGUCAAAAGGAAAGAGAGGCUGAAAAUGAAAAUAUCUAGGAGGUACUUGUCUUAUUGAGCAAUUUGUCGUAAAGAAUGAGAGAGGAAGAAGAAACCGGCAGUGCCCAUGCAGGGAGAGAGGAAGAUGAAGUAUAGGAGGAAGAGGAAGAAGUUCAACAAGGAGGAGUUCGAAAGAGAGAGAGGGAGACGAUGAAGUUUAGUAAGAAGGAGUUCGGGAGGAAGAUGGAGUGAAGGAAGAAAUUUCAAGUACAGGAGGAACCUGAAGAAGUGGCAUCUGUCCAUGUCCCAGAGGAGCAUGAGGGAGUUGGAGAGAGACGAGAAGAGGGAGGGGCACAGACAUCACAGGAUGGAGAGACCUGAGAGUGGAGGCUGGAUGAAGAGGGAGAAGCAUGGGUGUCAGCAAAUGGCAUGGAGGGGGCCGGAGGCCAGAAGAUAUACAUUGGCCUGUUGAAAAGACAAGUGGCAGAGAAUGGUGAAACAACGAAGCAAGUUGAUGAUGGAUGGAGAUAGUGCCUCAUCAAGUUACGAACUUACCGAUAGUGUCAUCGUGCUUCCUAGCUUAUGAGAUAGUAUAAUGAUUGUGUGUGCAAUAAGAUAUUGUGUGUGAUUGAGCUGUUUGAUAGCGUGUACCAUGGUGUUUGAUAGAGCUAUGUGAUAACGUGUGCAACAGCAUGUAUGAUAGAAUUGUGCAAUUGUGUGUAUGACAAUGUGUAUGAUAAUGUAUUUUUGAUGUAAUAAAAAUGCAGACACAUUCAAUGGCGCAAUGUCCUGGUUUGAUACGAUAUGCUCACCAAUAAAUAAGACUCUGGAGCGAAUACAUUCAUCUUUGAUGGGUUCAAGAUGACUAUAACACUAAAGGACAUCGUAAGACUAAUAUGUAUAAAGCGUCGAGAAAGUGGGUGUGGGAAGCUCCAAGUAUGAUACGAGAAGUAGGUCCAGCGAGCUACUUGCUAUGUCUGGAGAUACUUUCAAUUCCCCAAAACUUGGCAGUAGUGGACAACUACGUAUAGGGCGUAGCUAUACUGGCUCAUUUAUUUAGCCAGCUACAUCGAUUGGUUCAAGACACUCAUUCUAUCGAAGGAUUUUAACCAUUGAUUGUAUAAAUAAUAUUUGUUUAAAUUAUUUUUUCUGCAUAACAUUAUGUCGCACACACUAUUGUCUUAGUGUAUGAUGUGUACUUAGAUACUUA